AUGGCAAUGCUUGACCCUUUCUCACCUUCACAAAACGGUAAUGCUCUACAGUUAAACAGUAAGGAACAUUCAUAUAAACCAGAAGCUCAAUUAAGAGAACGACUACCAUGUGAGUUGAGUUGGAACUACUACAAAAAGAGAAAGAAAUACAGGAAGCAUCAGCCAAAUGGCAUUACACGCGGACAGAAAGUUGCAGGCUUGCCGACGGUGGUUGUUCAGACUGCGGAUCUCCAAACAUGGGUCACUGAACGUAUGGUUGCGCAUAGAGAUGGUGAUCAUGGAACAUACCUUGAAAGCCGUGAUCUUAAAUACAGUUCCAAGUCGAUGGAUGUAUGGUUGCGCAUAGAGAUGGUGAUCAUGGAACAUACCUUGAAAGCCGUGAUCUUAAAUACAGUUCCAAGUCGAUGGAUGUUUCGAGAUGGGAUAUCGAAUAAUCCAUAA
Messenger RNA from Striga asiatica, 441 nucleotides. Lineage: Eukaryota; Viridiplantae; Streptophyta; Magnoliopsida; Lamiales; Orobanchaceae. The record is from the annotation of a GenBank genome assembly.